AUGUCGAAAUCAAUUAGUUUAAAAGGUUCUACAAGAACUAUCACUGAGUUUUUUGAGUAUGGUAUCAAUUCUAUCCUAUGUCAGAGAGGGAUCUAUCCAUCAGAGGAUUUUGUAGUGGUUAAGAAAUAUGAAUUAUCAUUGUUGAAGACCCAAGAUGAUGAUUUAAAGCAAUAUAUUCGACAGAUUCUUUCUCAAGUUCACAGAUGGUUACUUGGUGGGAAAUGUAAUAAAAUAGUUUUAUGCAUUGUGGAUCGAGAUGAAGGAGAUAUAGUGGAAAGAUGGUCGUUUGAUAUCGAUCAUUAUCAAAAGGAUGAAGGUAAAGAACAUGAAGAUGUGCCAUUGCAAGAGACUCAGAAGCAGAUACGUGCAUUGAUUAGACAGAUUACGGCAAGUGUGACGUUUCUUCCAGAGUUGGAAGAUGAAGGCAACUACACCUUUAAUGUAUUAGCUUAUACCGAUGCUGAUGCAAAAGUGCCCUUAGAAUGGGCAGAUUCCGAUAGUAAAGAGAUUCCAGACGGGGAAUCAGUACAGUUUAAGUCGUUUUCUACAAGUGAUCACAGAGUGUCAGCGCAAGUAAGUUAUAAAUAUUGA
This is a messenger RNA of Vanderwaltozyma polyspora DSM 70294, 591 nucleotides long. It is a transcript of the gene MAD2, whose product is annotated as spindle checkpoint protein MAD2. The record is from RefSeq and is a predicted model, not a curated record. Bases 1 to 591 code for a protein of 196 amino acids. Lineage: Eukaryota; Fungi; Ascomycota; Saccharomycetes; Saccharomycetales; Saccharomycetaceae. Gene Ontology annotation, cellular component: cytoplasm; nucleoplasm; kinetochore. Gene Ontology annotation, biological process: mitotic spindle assembly checkpoint signaling. The transcript has a single exon.